GCUAGGGCGGGACUUCCGGUGAAUGUUUCACAUCCGGAAGCCGCUUCCUUACUUCUCCUCUCUUGCGAGAAACGAGAGAGGGGAAACUAACGAGAUUAAGUUGACUGAAUUGGUGGGAAACUGGCAAAAAGAGCGGCUUCACGGCGACCCGAUGCGCUCCGGCCGCUCGCCUCGUCUGGCCGCGCUGGUUGUCACCGAAGAAACGGAGCGGAAAAAGGCCACAGGGGGAAGAAAUGGUCACAUUGGCAGGGGGGAAGAGGAUGGUACAAGUUGACUCUGGCAGAAUCCCACCUCACAUCCAAAAUGAAUCUCGUCCUGCCUCGGAUUUCCCCCAUCUUUGACUCUGCGCUAUGUCUUGAUAUUUUUCACAGCUACAUAGAAACUUCCAACUAGCAGAAAGCUGUGACUCCAUAUCAUCUAUCAUGCUAUUGUGAUGAGUCACAAACAGUCCCUCCCUUGUCCUUUUUGUAUUGUUCCUUGUGAGGACAUCUCUUCCUAUUCAAACCCUGUCCUGACUCUUCCUCCUGUUUGAGUUUUUGGGCCAUGCUCCGUAAGAGAGGCUCUAUCAUCCUUUGUGGCACGCUCCUGUUUGUCACCUGGAAUGCCAUACUGGUGCUGUUUCUGUGGGGGAGACCCCCGUCUGGCCAGCCGGGCGAGCCUGGCAGAGAGCAGAGGGAGCUGGAGAAAGAGCCAGCUGCUGAUAUGAUGGCAGAUAUGCUCCGCAUGGCAGACACAUUUGAAGCAGAGCUUGAAAUGCAGAAAAAGAUCCUGCUACAGAUCAAGAGUCAUCGCUCAGUGUGGGAGCUGCCCGACAAAAAAGGGCAAAAGGCCACCCCGAGUCAACCGGUCAUUCCUAUCCUGGUUAUCGCCUGUAAUAGGGUCACUGUGAAACGCUGCUUGGACAAACUGCUGGAGUACCGCCCCUCAGCAGAGCUCUACCCCAUCAUAGUCAGUCAGGACUGUGGACACGCUGAGACGGCAGAGGUGAUCGGCUCGUAUGGCAGUCGGGUAACUCACCUGAGGCAGCCGGACCUGUCUGACAUUGCGGUGCGCCCGGAGCACAGGAAGUUUCAGGGUUACUACAAAAUCUCCAGGCAUUACCACUGGGCUCUCAACCAGGUGUUCAAGACCCUGUCCCACUCCUCUGUUGUGAUUGUAGAAGAUGACCUCGAGGUGGCGCCAGACUUCUUUGAGUACUUCCGAGCCCUUUAUCCUCUCCUGAAAUCGGACCCCAGUCUGUGGUGUGCGUCAGCCUGGAAUGACAAUGGCAGGGAAAACUAUGUGGACACAGGGAAAGCCAACCUGCUCUACCGGACAGACUUCUUCCCUGGCCUGGGCUGGAUGCUGCUCAGGGAGCUGUGGGACGAGCUGGAGCCCAAGUGGCCCGCCUCGUUCUGGGACGACUGGAUGCGUCAGCCAGAGCAGCGCCGCGACCGCGCCUGCAUCCGUCCAGAGAUCUCACGAACGAUCACCUUUGGUCGGAGGGGAGUGAGCCUGGGCCAGUUUUACGACAAGUACCUGCGUUUCAUCAAACUGAAUUCUGAAUUUGUGCCUUUCACCCAGUUAGACCUGAGUUACUUGAAGGAGGAGGCGUACAGGGAAAAGUUUGAGAGGGAGGUUUACAGCGCCCCCGUGGUGAAGUAUGAGGAGGUGAAGCAGGGUCAGCUCAAAGGACCUGGGCCUUUUCGUCUACAGUACUCUAGUAAGGAUGGUUUUAAACUCAUGGCUAAAAACUUGGGGAUCAUGGAGGACCUGAAGUCCGGGGUCCCGAGGGCAGGGUACAGGGGUGUGGUCAGUUUCAUGUUAAGAGGGCAGAGAAUCUACUUGGCGCCGCCUCCAGGUUGGACCCAGUAUGACCCCACCUGGAGCUGAUGAUGCACGAGGCAGCCUCUGUGCCGUAGCCUUUUUUAUAAUCCCUGUUUCCAUUCCAGUCCAAAGAAUGAUUUGCUUAAUUUUUCUCUGUCGGUGAAUGCUAAGAUCAAUACUUAAGCCCAGUGUCCUUGAUAAUGAAGAAUGGAUUGUCCCUCUCUUUGGUGCAGGACUUAUUGCCAAUACCACUCAGGUCGUUUUUUUUUUUUUUUUUUCAUGAUUCCAAAACAUAUUUUACAAUGUAGGAUACAGCCUGAAAAAUUUCAUUAGACAGGAUUACUGUAUAUCUUAAGAGAUCUAUUUUUAUAUUAUAAUAAUUGUGCACAUGACACUCAUUAAUACAUUUCAAAGGGUAUGACCUAUUUUGUCACUUUUCUUUAAAUUAUAUGCAAUUUUGGGUUGGGGGUGGGGAGCUUAUCUGUGCUAUUGAGUUUCUUUUGUCUGGUACAAAUGUAUAUACUUAAACUGUGGUUUGUUAAUGGUGGUGAAUGUGAUCACCGAUAUUAACUGCAGUAUAAUCCAUUAAUUGAGAUCUAUUUGUCUUGGUCUUCUGUGGCAAUAAUUUUCUUUUUGGUUACUUUAUAAUUACACGAGAAUUUGUUUAACUAUACUCCAAUGAGUAGUCCUUGCAGUCUUGUCGCCAUUCAAAAUGAUUAUAAUUAUUAUUUUUUGUGUCGCUAUAUUUUUGGAAUAAAAACAACACACACAUUUA
Messenger RNA from Myripristis murdjan (pinecone soldierfish), 2581 nucleotides. It is a transcript of the gene mgat1a, whose product is annotated as alpha-1,3-mannosyl-glycoprotein 2-beta-N-acetylglucosaminyltransferase a. Bases 544 to 1872 code for a protein of 442 amino acids. Gene Ontology annotation, biological process: protein N-linked glycosylation. NCBI's taxonomy places the organism in Eukaryota, Metazoa, Chordata, Actinopteri, Holocentriformes, Holocentridae. Gene Ontology annotation, molecular function: alpha-1,3-mannosylglycoprotein 2-beta-N-acetylglucosaminyltransferase activity. The record is from RefSeq and is a predicted model, not a curated record. Gene Ontology annotation, cellular component: Golgi apparatus. The transcript has 3 exons.